Molecule: messenger RNA, 586 nt
Organism: Atta colombica
Lineage: Eukaryota; Metazoa; Arthropoda; Insecta; Hymenoptera; Formicidae
Product: 40S ribosomal protein S13-like
Exons: 3
Coding region: 85-540 (151 amino acids)
Biological process (GO): translation
Cellular component (GO): nucleolus; cytosolic small ribosomal subunit; ribosome
Molecular function (GO): small ribosomal subunit rRNA binding; structural constituent of ribosome
Source: RefSeq, a predicted model, not a curated record
AACUGAAGGAGGGCGCCAUCUUCUCUCGCCGUCCUCUUUCAUUUUUCCUUUCGUGGAGGACGUUGUUAAAAAAAUCCUGACAAGAUGGGUCGUAUGCACUCACAUGGAAAAGGUAUAUCUCAGUCGGCACUUCCUUACCGACGAAGUGUACCAACUUGGUUGAAACUAACACCAGAAGAUUGCAAAGAACUUAUCUACAAGCUAGCAAAAAAAGGACAUACACCAUCUCAAAUUGGUGUCAUACUUCGUGACUCACAUGGAGUAGCACAAGUACGAUUCCGUACAGGAAAUAAGAUUCUACGCAUUGUAAAGAGCAUGGGUCUGGCUCCCGAUCUACCAGAGGAUCUCUAUUACCUGAUCAAAAAGGCCGUCGCUGUGCGUAAACACUUGGAGCGAAAUCGCAAAGAUAAAGAUUCAAAAUUCCGUUUAAUUCUCGUCGAAUCGAGAAUUCACAGGUUGGCGCGUUACUAUAAGGCGAAAGGAUCUCUGCCGCCAAACUGGAAAUACGAAAGUUCAACAGCUAGUGCUCUUGUAGCUUGAUUUUGUUUGUAUUUACAUAUGCUUUAAUAAAAUUCGAAGACCUCAA